AUGAUUCAAGUCAGAAUUGGUUUGGAAGCUCCACCCGAUCUAUUGGCCAAUAUUAAAUUCAUUCAACACAAUCAACAACAUCAUUUGUAUCAUCCAUCAUCAGCAGCAGCAACAACAACAACAACAUCAUCGACCAUAAUGAUUGAUCCAAGUAAUAGUACUACUAGUAGUGGUGGUGGUGGCCAUGAGGAAGAAUUGGAUAAUGACGAAGAGGAUGAUGAAGAUCUCAGCAACAGUCCAAUGAUGACAGUCUCACUCCAUCAUCAUCAUCAUCAUAAUAAUCAUCAUUCACCACCACACUACUCUUCCGAUGAAGAGUCCAUCCAUGAUCCCACAACAAGAGGACAACGGUAUACUGGAUCCAUUGAAGAAGAAGAGGAUGCACUUGUUGAAGAACUUCAGACCCGUCAUUACAUGAAUGAUGAUGGUGAUGAUUUGAUCGAUCAAGUCUACGACGAUGAUGAAUUUACAACACUCGUUCCAUGUGAUGAUUCUUCUGAAGAGGAAGCCUUUGAGGAGGGUGAAGCCUUCAAUAAUUAUCAUUCCAGUUCGAAAAGAAGAAGAGGAAAUUGUGUUCAAGGUUCAUGUCAUCAUGAACAAUGUUCGCACAAUGAUGAUGAGACUGUGGAAGAACAUGACACGAGUAGUAGUAGUCAUCGACCGAAGAAUGAUUUAAAUCAAGCAUGUUUGUUAGAUUCUCCACCGUCAUUGGUGUGUGAUGAUUAG
Naegleria lovaniensis is the source of this 726-nucleotide messenger RNA. RefSeq lists its product as uncharacterized. Bases 1 to 726 code for a protein of 241 amino acids. The transcript has a single exon. NCBI's taxonomy places the organism in Eukaryota, Heterolobosea, Eutetramitea, Acrasida, Naegleriidae. The record is from RefSeq and is a predicted model, not a curated record.